Messenger RNA from Pleurotus ostreatus (oyster mushroom), 3141 nucleotides. RefSeq names its product JmjC domain-containing histone demethylation protein 1 (gene JHD1). The transcript is spliced from 16 exons. The coding region runs from base 1 to 3141 and encodes 1046 amino acids. The record is from RefSeq and is a predicted model, not a curated record. Lineage: Eukaryota; Fungi; Basidiomycota; Agaricomycetes; Agaricales; Pleurotaceae. Gene Ontology annotation, molecular function: ADP binding; ATP binding; phosphoglycerate kinase activity. Gene Ontology annotation, biological process: glycolytic process; gluconeogenesis. Gene Ontology annotation, cellular component: cytosol.
AUGUCUCUUUCCAACAAACUGUCCAUCACUGACCUCGAGCUCGAGGGCAAGCGCGUCCUGAUCCGCGUUGACUUCAACGUCCCUCAACAAGAUGGCAAGAUCACCAAUCCAGCACGCAUCGUCGCAGCGCUGCCCACCAUUAAAUAUGCCAUCGAGAAAGGCGCAUCGACCGUGACACUGAUGUCCCAUCUCGGAAGACCAGAUGGCAAGGUGGUGGAAAAGUACUCCCUCAAGCCAGUCGCUGCCGAGCUUGAGAAGCAAUUAGGCAAAUCAGUCACGUUUCUGAACGAUUGCGUGGGCCCGGAGGUCGAGCAGGCCGUUGCAUCUGCUCCGGCUGGUUCCGUCAUUCUCCUCGAGAAUCUACGAUUCCACAUUGAGGAAGAAGGUUCCGUAAAAAACAAGGACGGCACGAAGACGAAGGCUGAUCCCGCAAAGGUUUCGGCGUUCCGAGACAGCCUCACCAAGCUUGGUGAUGUCUACAUCAAUGACGCUUUCGGCACUGCUCACCGCGCCCACUCAAGUAUGGUGGGAGUGAAAUUGCCGCAGAGAGCCGCUGGCUUCCUGGUCAAAAAAGAACUCGAAUUCUUCGCCAAAGCAUUGGAACAUCCGGAACGCCCCUUCCUUGCGAUCCUCGGCGGUGCUAAGGUCUCGGACAAGAUCCAACUCAUUGACAACAUGCUGGACAAGGUUAACUCGCUAAUUAUCUGCGGCGGAAUGGCUUUCACCUUCAAGAAGACGCUCGAGAAUGUUGCGAUCGGCAAUUCACUCUUCGAUGCCCCCGGAUCAGAGAAAGUCGCAGGGCUUGUGGAGAAGGCUAAGAAGAACAACGUUAAGCUCGUCUUCCCCGUCGAUUUCGUCACUGCCGAUAAGUUUGACAAAGAUGCCAAGACUGGCACGGCCACGGAAGAGGAAGGCAUUCCCGAUGGAUGGAUGGGUUUAGACGCGGGUCCAAAGAGUCGCAAACUCUUCCAUGACACUGUCCUUGAGGCUAAGACUAUCCUAUGGAAUGGUCCUCCUGGUGUCUUCGAGUUCCCCGCUUUCGCUGAGGGCUCCAAGGCUUUACUGGACGACGCUUGCGAGGCAGCUGCCAAAGGUGCCGUCGUAAUUAUCGGAGGAGGUGAUACCGCCACCGUCGCAGCUCAAUAUCAUGCGGAAGACAAGUUGAGCCAUGUCAGCACUGGUGGUGGUGCGAGUCUAGAGCUUCUCGAGGGCAAGACACUUCCUGGUGUUGCCGAGCUGAGUGAAAACCAAUUGUUGGUCAUGGCUCGGAAUAAACGGAAAUCUGCGCGCACUAAUGCCAAUGCCAACAAGUCGCCCUCCCCCUCGUCUCGGGAGCACUCUCCCGCGCGCACAGAUGAUCAUGGUCCUCAAAACGCUUCUAAAGACGACCUCUGCCCCGCAUGCCCCACUGAACCAUCACAAGCCAUUCAAGAAAUGGUAGAGAAGGAAAGCUGGGUCCGAUGCGAUGCUUGUAAAGCUUGGUACCACUGGAGAUGCGCUGGAAACGGUGGCGAAGUCGAGACGAUAGACAAAUGGUUUUGUGGACCAUGUCUGGAGGCAGAUCCCAAGCGUACUAUCACUGUCAAAGGACCAGCCCGCAAAUCAUCCCGGAAACGGACACAAAGGGAUUACGCCAAUUUGAACGCAGGGGUAGGCUCGGAUCCGACUCGCUGGACGAGACUUAUGGAGGGCAAGGCGAUCAAGAACGCACGCUUUAAGCACAUGCAUGGAAGUGAGGUCGGGGCUGAGUGGCUAGAAGAGGAUGAACAAGCCAUGAUGGAACCUAUCAUAAUUGACCACCCCGAAGGGCUCGGGAUGCAGAUGCCUGCUUCUGAUUUCACUGUUAGUGAUGUCGCCGAUAUUGUUGGCGAGGACCAUCCAGUUGAAGUAAUAGAUGUCUCGACUCAAUCCACUUCCCCGGGCUGGACCCUCCGGCGAUGGGCCGACUAUUAUGAACAGGAGCCUUCGGCGCGAGAAAAGGUCCUGAAUGUCAUUUCACUUGAAGUAUCAGGUACUCCUCUAGCGGAUCAAAUACUCCCGCCACGAAUCGUGCGGGAGUUAGACUGGGUGGAGAAUUUCUGGCCGAACACUCGGAAGGGAAAGGGACAUACAUAUCCCAAAGUUCAACUAUAUUGCUUAAUGGGGGUGACUAACGCAUGGACGGAUUGGCAUGUCGACUUCGCGGGCUCGUCGGUAUAUUACCAUAUCAUCCGAGGUUCCAAAGUGUUCUACUUCAUCAAACCCACUGCCGCUAACCUCGCUGCCUACGAGCGUUGGUCUGGCUCUGAAAUCCAGAAUCAUGCAUGGUUGGGUGACCUCGUGGACGAGGUCGUCAAGGUCGAGUUGACAGCGGGGAAUACAAUGAUCAUUCCGACGGGUUGGAUACAUGCUGUACAUACGCCCAUGGAUACAUUGGUAUUUGGAGGCAAUUUCUUGCAUUCUUACAAUGUUUCUACGCAGCUGCGGGUACGCAACAUUGAAAUCGCUACGAGAGUCCCAAAGAAAUUCAGAUUCCCCAUGUUUGCCAAGCUCUGCUGGUACGUCGGUGAGAAAUACCUCAGAGAUCUCAAGAACAAGGAAGAGUUUCCUCCACGAGUAUUGGCCUCAAUCGCAGCUUUGGCUGACUUCUUGGUCAGCGAAGCGAGAAUUCUUGAGAAAGGUCCAGAGCAGGCGAAACGGGAGUCAAAGGAACAAGUGCCGAGUGAUCGUGUCAAAGACCCCCCUGCUAUCUCCAGGGAACUACGAUGGAGAGUUCGACAGGCCCUAGGGCAUGAUUCCGACGAUGAGGAUAGCCGGCCCAAGGAGAAUGCCAAUCACCCGCGCAAACGUCCAAGAUCUGAAAGCUCAGAUGGAGUAGUCUCGCAUUUCAGGAAUUUCAAGCCUAGGGGAUGGGACAAAGUUAGAACCCAAUCCAGUGAGGAUCAGGUUGUCCAGGAGAAGGUCCAGCGACCUCCUAUCGACGGCGACGACUGGAUAGAGACGUGGCCAGACGCCGCGAAGAUGGAGGAGGACGAUUCUAUACUUGCGGACAAACGGAUACGGCGGGACAGCAUGGUGAGGGUGAGGCUGAAGAAGGACGGCGGGAUGGAGAGGCAGCGAAUAGACAGAAUAUUAGAAGACUGGACUUGGCAGCAGACAUAG